Molecule: messenger RNA, 3762 nt
Organism: Myxocyprinus asiaticus (Chinese sucker)
Lineage: Eukaryota; Metazoa; Chordata; Actinopteri; Cypriniformes; Catostomidae
Product: insulinoma-associated protein 1a-like
Exons: 1
Coding region: 136-1398 (420 amino acids)
Biological process (GO): regulation of cell cycle process; neuron differentiation; negative regulation of transcription by RNA polymerase II
Cellular component (GO): transcription repressor complex; nucleus
Molecular function (GO): DNA-binding transcription repressor activity, RNA polymerase II-specific; RNA polymerase II cis-regulatory region sequence-specific DNA binding
Source: RefSeq, a predicted model, not a curated record
ACAAGGGGCGAGAACAAUGUCAUCAUUCCUGCUUAAAAAGAGUGCUGCUAUGCCUCUGAUGGAAACAUCGCCACACGCACUUCAAAUAUAGUACCAGGUGUGCCUCUGAAUCGAGUGCCUUUUCAGCUGGCGAAGAUGCCGAGAGGAUUUCUAGUGAAGAGAAACAAGAAAGCGACACCUGUUUCGUACCGGAUCCGCUCGGACGAGGAUGAAAAUGCUGUGUUUCCAGUUGCGCAAGACGCGCCGCGCUUUACGCAAAACCUGGCAUCGCCGCGAACGGAUUCGGGCGCUAUGACUUCCGCGCAGGAGGCGAAACCAGUGCAGUUCGGCAACCCGGAGACGGUGUACCGAUCCAUGUACAGCCCGACGCGACCCGUGAGCAGAGAGCACGAAAGGGCGUGCUUGGAGAGGAGAUUCAAUCUGGGCUCACCCAUUUCGGCGGAAUCCUUCCCGGCGGCGCCCAACACCUCCGAUCACGUGCCAUUCGCCCCUGUGGAUCUUAAAAUCGGCACCAGCAACAGCAACCGAAUCGGUACGAGCAACCCGACCGCAGUAACCACCAAAAGACCCGCAUCGGACGGCGAGCGCAAAGGCAAACCCGCAUCCAAGAAAGUCAAAGUCAUGAGGAAACUGCAGUUCGAAGACGAGGUGACCACCUCUCCAGUGCUGGGCUUGAAGAUUAAGGAGGGUCCCGUGGAGCAGAAGCCCAGAGCUCAGUCCACAGCAGGUGACAAGCCGCUGGGCGAGUUUAUUUGCCAGUUGUGUCGGGAGGCGUACGCGGAUCCGUUCUCUCUGGCGCAACACAAAUGCUCCCGGAUUGUGCGGAUCGAGUACAGGUGCCCUGAAUGCGACAAGCUCUUCAGCUGUCCGGCUAACCUGGCAUCGCACAGGCGCUGGCACAAACCCAAACCGCAAAACCCACCGGGCACCAACCCGGACGGCAACAAGAUGCCCGCACCCGACAAAAGCAUCGCCUCUGAGGAGCCCAAGGAAAUUUCCAGCGACAGAGACACUCCCAGUCCCGGCUUGUCGGAAUCUGGAUCUGAAGAUGGCCUGUAUGAUUGUCAGCACUGUGGGAAGAAAUUCAAACGUCAGGCGUACUUGAAAAAGCACAUUAUGGCGCAUCACGAUGGAGCCGACAAAACCCAAAGCCAAGCACCUUUGAAUCUGAGCGCCUCGGAGUGUCACCUGUGCCCGGUGUGCGGAGAAAACUUCCCCUCUAGAGUCAACCAGGAGAGGCACAUCCGUCUGCUGCACUCUGCGCAGGUGUAUCCCUGCAAAUACUGCCCAGCCAUGUUCUACAGCUCACCUGGACUAACGAGACACAUCAACAAAUGCCAUCCAUCGGAAAACAGGCAGGUAAUUCUGCUCCAAAUGCCCGUGCGUCCAGCCUGCUGAAAGACAAACAAACAAACAAACUGUGCCUUAAAAACCACAGAAACAACCCUGGAUGAUCACUAAGUGACUGUUAAACCACAGACAAAAGUAACGUAGUUUAUCCGGAGGAGGUGAAAUAACAGGUUAGACUGUUCGUUUAAUUUUCUAGGAUCUUCGCACAAGUGCUUUUAGCUUUUAGACCUAAGAAUCCUAGAACAUGGCUUGAAUUCACAGGCUGUACAUGUGUUUCCAUCACUUUCUAGCUUUAAUAUAGCUUGUGAAUCUGUGGACUUUUGUAGCUUUCAAAACAACAGGGGUUUCUCCCUUUAGUGUAGCCAGAAAUGCCUUGAAUUAGAUCUAAACAUGCUGUAAAACUGCCUUAAUCAUGUAAAUGUUGGAGUGAUUGCGGUUGUUUGUAAUAUUUUUUAUAUUAUUAUUAUUAUUAUUGUGUGUAUAUGUUUGUGAUUAUUUAUCCUAUUAUUAUUAUUUAUUUAUUUCAAAUGUUUUAUUUAAAUUAUGUGUUGGCCUAAUUGAUUUUGAAUUUGUGUUGCCAGCCAAAUGUUUCCCUUUAUUGAUCUAAAGAUCGACCUUCGUCAACCGAAAGUUUGGAAUUCACUUUGCAUUAGAUACAAUCCUUUAUUUAUUUAUUUUAUUUAUGUUUUCAGCGCUUGUGUGUCUCUGCAGUUCUGCUAUUUGUCCAAAAAUACGUAUAAUAAUAAUAAUAAUACUAAUAUUAAACAGUCCAAAAAGUUGAAAUGGGAUCCACUUGUGAUGAUGUCAUGGAGACAUUCCAGCAAUCCAGAGAAAUGUGUAUGGAAACCCGGACACUGUGAUCACAUAGAAAUACAUCAUCUUCUUAUACAACAAUGUACUGUAUGUGUUCAACUGAAGUCUGUACCAAGAUACAUCUGCACUUAAUAAAAAGACAUCGACCUAAAACAGUUUGUUUGUCCUCUAAAGUGUCUUUGACUAUAGCACCUGUCUUUAUGUAAAACAAACCAAUGAAUAAAAAGGAUAACCAUUGCUUUUAGAUUAAGACAUUGAUGUUUGCGUGGAUUUCUAUGAAACGUUUUACAAGCCCUCAAAUCAAGACAUUCCCUAGUAUUGUGAUUUAAAACAGCAGGCUUAUAUGAGCAACUGUUGAUUCAAGCUGUGUGACAUCUAAAAGUAUUUUAAACAACAUUUAAAACAACUCUUGUAGAAUUAUUAUACUUUUAUUAACUUAUAUUAAUUGACAGACUAUCCUUUUAAAUUCAUUUGUCACAGCACAUUUAAAUGACUUCCAAAAAACAAAGGUGAUUAAAAUGAUGAAAAGCUUAAAUAAAAUGGUAUCUGGUUACCUAACAAUGUUAACUUUUGUUAAAAUGUGUAGAAGAUAAUGUGUAUAUACACCAAAAAUAUAGACUUUCCCUUGUUUAUAAAGGUGUUUCUUCAACCUGUCCAAGGGAUUGAUUUUUAUUAAAACAGAUUUUCCUAUUUGUUGAAUGAAAGUCACAUUAAAACUGACUUAAAACUUUUAACCAGGAAUUCAUCAUUUAUUUAUUUAUGUUUGUUUUACAUAUUUAGUGAAGAUUUGACUGUUUUAGUCUUGUCCCAGACUCUAUUAAUAUUAAACUAUGAAAAUUAAUUGUAAAAAUAAAAAUUAUUACAUGCUUAAAACUAUGAUCAUUUAAACAAAGUGUGACAUUUUUUGUUUUUUUCAGUAUUUACUGUGUGAAAAUUAUAAUGUUACUCUAAUAUACUCAGUGCUGGGUAGUAACGGAUUACAUCUAAUCUGUAUUAUGUAAUCAGAUUACAAAAAUACUUGAAUACUUAUAAUUGGAUUAAAUUAAAUUUUUAAAUACUCGUAAUCAGACUACAGUUACCUUUUAUAGAUUACUUGAUUACAUAUUAACAAGGCAAUGGCAGUAAAUUGCUAAUUGAUAAUUUUCAAAUCAAUAUCAUCAUAUUCUUUUCCUGAAGCUCAAUAGUCUCACAGAUGAACAUUUUGAGCAUGUGCUCCUUUUACGUUACAACAGUAAAAUAUGCACCACAGCUAAGGAACAGAUGAUGGACUAUUAGUAAGUAGUAAGGGUUAAAAUUAAGUGUGUCAGAGAUUUGAGCUGUUAACUCUGACCUAUAAUGUCAUUACUGUUGAUUUUAUGGUCAUUAAGUUUUGUUCAUUUUAUGAUCGUUUUAUGUUGAUUUUAUGGUCAUUUAUGUUCGUAAUGCUGCUAUUGUUUUAUGUACUUAAAAUGAUCUUGAUGUCUCAGUGUUUUGAAUGAUAAACUUUGGCCACUCUCUGUCAUAGCUGUUAAAUGUAUUGUUUAUUUCAUUCAUGUAAUGUUUAAUGCACUUUUUAAAAAUGUCAUAAGGAGCUCUUUUAGUGAGGCCCUUUUUGUUAGU